UCCAGCUUUUAGUUUCAGCCUUCCAGUCCACAGAACUGGGACCUGGAACCUUCCCAGACCUUCCCUCCCAUCUGUAAUGACUGUGUUCCCGGGUUCCUGCCUCAGCUCUAGCCUCCACUUCUCUGCCUCCUACAAAGUCGGGGUCGGGCUGGGAAAGCCCCCUGGGAAAUUCCCACGGAGCAGGCAGAAGAGGGAGGAGAGGCAGGGUCUCAGACAGUAGGAAGCUGCCAGCCCACUAUUAUUUAAGCCGCUUCCCCUGGCAGUCCCAAGACAGAGAGGCAGGCAUGGAGUCCAUGUUGGCCCUCCUGCUGGCCCUGGCUUCAGUACCUUUCCAGCUCAGCAGAGGCCAGUCCCUCCAGGUGAAUCCCCCUGAGCCUGAGGUAGCUGUGGCCAUGGGCACAUCCCUCCGGAUCACCUGCAGCAUGUCCUGUGACAAGGGUGUGGCCCGGGUGCAUUGGCGUGGCCUGGACACCAGCUUGGGCAGUGUGCAGACCCUCCCAGGCAGUAGUAUCCUCUCUGUACGAGGCAUGCUGUCAGACACAGGCACUCCUGUGUGCGUGGGCUCCUGCGGGAGUCGAAGCUUCCAGCAUUCCGUGAAGAUCCUCGUGUAUGCCUUCCCAGACCAACUGGUGGUGUCUCCGGAGUUCCUUGUACCUGGACAGGACCAGAUAGUGUCCUGCACGGCCCACAACAUCUGGCCUGCAGACCCAAACAGUGUCUCCUUUGCCCUGCUACUGGGAGAGCAGAGACUGGAGGGUGCCCAGGCCCUGGAACCAGAGCAAGAGGAGGAGACCCAAGAGGCUGAUGGCACACCACUGUUCCGAAUGACACAACGCUGGUUGUUACCCUCCCUGGGGACCCCCGCCCCUCCUGCCCUUCACUGCCAGGUCACCAUGCAGCUGCCCAAACUGGUGCUGACCCAUAGAAGGGAGAUUCCAGUACUGCAGAGCCAAACCUCACCUGAGCCCCGCAUCAGCACCUCUGUUGAGCCCUACCUCCUGACCUCACCAAGCACUGCUGAGGCAGUCUCCACUGGGCUCAACACCAUGGCCCUGCCUUCUACCCCACCAUACCCCAAGCUUAGCCCUAGGACUCCCAGCUCCCAGGGACCCUGCCGCCCUAAAAUCCACCAGGACCUGAAAGCAGGCUGGGAGCUGCUCUGUGAAGCAUCCUGUGGGCCCGGAGUGACUGUGCGCUGGACCUCUGCUCCUGGUGACCUGGCAGCCUACCACACGGAGGAGGCCGGGGCCCGGGCAUGGCUACAUGUGCUGCCCCCGGGUCCCAUUCCAGAGGGCUGGUUCCAGUGCCGCCUGGACCCUGGUGGGCAGAUGACCAGUCUGUAUGUUCCUGGCCAGGUGAUCCCAAAUCCCUCCUCCAUUGUCGCCCUAUGGAUUGGCAGCUUGGUGCUGGGGCUGCUUGCACUGGCCUUCCUCGCCUACCGCCUGCGGAAAUGCUACCGCUCAGGUCCUCGCCCGGACACCAGCUCAUGCACACUCCUAUAAAGCUCGACUAUGCCAGACUAAAGGAGGUAGAGAAUGACCAGCUGUAGGAUUUGGGGCAUCAAGAUGAUAGUGUGGGGCUGGAGAGAUGGCUCAGCAGUUAAGAGCACUGACUGCUCUUCUGAAGGUCCUGAGUUCAAAUCCCAUGGAGGCUCACAACCAUCUGUAAUGAGA
Molecule: messenger RNA, 1673 nt
Organism: Mastomys coucha (southern multimammate mouse)
Lineage: Eukaryota; Metazoa; Chordata; Mammalia; Rodentia; Muridae
Gene: Madcam1
Product: mucosal vascular addressin cell adhesion molecule 1
Exons: 5
Coding region: 285-1502 (405 amino acids)
Biological process (GO): positive regulation of lymphocyte migration; heterotypic cell-cell adhesion; leukocyte tethering or rolling
Cellular component (GO): membrane
Molecular function (GO): integrin binding involved in cell-matrix adhesion
Source: RefSeq, a predicted model, not a curated record